CAAGAAACCCUCCAAAACCAAAGCCAUCCUGCUCCAGCCCCCUCCACAUACCCAAAUAUACCUGCUCUGCUGCAGCAAGUGGCAGGCUGGGCAAUGCCACAUCUCUGCAAUGAGGCCCAGUAUUGUCUGGGAGACCUGCAUGUGCUGUGCCAAGGGAGACCUGAAUCACCAUCACCAGAGCACAGCAACAGAUUGGAGAGGGGAGUAUUGUUUUCUUCAUUUUACACAGAGUGGGCCGAGACACAGAAACAUGUUGGAUGUUGUCUUCGAUUAAAGACUGGUGGUUAUACACAGAAAUAGUUGCUGAUUUCAAAAUUCAACGAAGUAUUGAUUAUAUUGCCAAAGGAAUAAAGGAUCCCUAGUCACAUCAAAAGUGUAUUAUAAUUUUUUUAUCUCUUGAUUUAUUUUCUUUUACUUGGAAGGUUUCUGUUAUCCAGCUUGAGAUGACAGAGGUGACUCAGGACACAUUAUGGGCCAGGGGCUGUGAAGGAUGAGCAGCCUAAUGACCCACAAAAACUUGACUUGAAGAUUAUUUACCCAAAUUUCUCUCAUUUUCUAUCACAAACAGACCGGAAAAAACCUAAUAGAAUCAAUUCACUAACCAAAGGAGGGCUAAAGCAAUAAUAAACUCAACUCCAGUAUGAUUUACUUUUACAAUAUAGAUGUAGUAUAUAGGUACUAAUGUGAGUUUUGGAUAACUUACCUGAAUUGCAUCUCCAAAUCUUUUUGAUAAUUGCUUUGCUACUAAAAUCACUGUAUUGCUUAUUUAGGUGUCAUACAAUGAGAAAAAGAGAAGAUACUAAAGUACUAGAAGAGAGGAUACUAAAGUUCUUACUGUAAUUGCAAAUCUCACCAGUGACUCAGAUUUUAUAAACCUUAAAAUGAGUUUCAUUUCUGUAUAAUAGAAAUUAAUUUAUAAAUGGAUGGCAGUAAGCAUACCUAUACAAUUCUUAGAUGAUAUGGUGUUUAUUCCCCUCAGGUGCUGCUGGCUGAGCUGUGGGGAUGAGUCUGUCAGUCCAGAACCACCUCCUGCCCUGCAACAGCCAUGGAUGCUCCUUGGAAUCACAGCAUGGAGAGAAAACCAGGAGACAGGCCAUCUGCUGUGCUGGCCAAUGCUAGCUCCAACAGAAGGCUGGGUGGCUGCAGACACAGCCUGGAUGAUGGCAGCCACAUGCAGGGAGCUUCACCUGCUGCCUCUUGUCAGGCCUCGGGCAGCAACUCUCAGCGCGGUAGCAACUGAAUGGAAAGUGCUGCUUCUCCCUACGAACCUCCUGCCCUUGGGUAAGGGUGGCUAUUGACUAUUUCUGCCCCUGCUCCGCUAAGGGCAGUUCUAAGAAACCCUUGGCGAGAAACCUCCUCCGCUCCUGUCCCUCUCCCGGCUCCUGCCCUCCGGAGGCUCGGCCCCGCUCAUCCCGGCCGUGCCAGGCGGUGCCCGGCCGGGGCUGGCCGCACCACGUCCCGCCGGGCAGCGGGAACCGGGACCGGGACCUGCGGUGCGAGCUGUGGUCGUGCCGGCGAUGCCGCGGCCCCGGGACGCUCCUCGGCAGCACUCGGAACUCCCGACACAGCCGCAGCUGCGGGGAACGCGCCUCUGCUGCGGAGAACAGCCGGAAAACAGCCGAGCCCGAGGGGGGCGCGGAGGGGACCCGGCACCGCUCGGCGCCGCUGCGAGCGCCGGCGGCGCCGCCGUGCCAGCGCCCACCGGGCACCAGCGGGCACCAGCGGGCGUCACCGGGUGCCACCGAGUGUCACCGGUGUCACCGAGCGCCACCGGGCACCACCGGGCGUCACCGGGCGCCACCGCCGCGGGCGAGCGCGGCGGGGCCGGGCCUGGUCGGGCCGCCGCCCCCCGGGCCGGCAGCGGGCGGCGCGGCGGGACCGGCGGCAGCGGCAGGAUGUAUGGAUUUAUAAACACGUGCCUGAAGUCUUUGGUGGUUGAAAAGUAUGGUGAAGAGACAUGGGAGAAAUUGAGGCUGCAGGCUGGAGUCCAGGAUUCUUUCUUGACUUUUGAGGUUUACAAAGAUGAGAUCACAAUGCAGCUUGUCGACAAAGCCUGCAAAGUAUUAGGUGUUCCUGCUGACAUUGUUCUGAGGGAGUUUGGAAAGUAUUUCUUUGAAUUCUGUAAGCGCUCAGGCUACGACCACAUGCUGAGGACACUGGGUGGAAAUCUCUAUGAGUUCAUAGAGAACCUGGAUGCCUUGCACAGCUACCUGUCCCUUUCUUACCAGGAGAUGAAUGCACCAUCUUUUAGAGUAGAAAAGAAUGAAGAUGGGUCAAUGCAUUUACAUUACUAUUCAGACAGAAGAGGUCUGUGCCAUAUUGUGCCAGGAAUCAUCGGUGCAGCAGCCCUGGAUUUUUUUAACAUUGAGAUUUCAAUGAAAAUAGUCAAUCAAACAGAAGAAGAAGAAAGAACUGGGAAAAAAGAACAUAUUGUUUUUCUUGUCACUCAAACCCCUCUAUUUCCAUGCAAGGAAAGAAAAGAAUUUUCUUCCUCACCUCAGUGUAUUGCUGACUCUGAAAAACAAAUUGAGAACCAAUUGAAUAAAGAGGACCUUGAAAAAGCCAAGAGUGCAAGUGGAGACAGAGGAAACUCUGUUUGUCCUGUUAAGAAAAGUCACUGGAAAACAUUAAGAGGAAUAAUCACAUUAGGAAAAGGUAAGCUCCUGAGAGGAUUUGAUCCUGUUUAUCCCAAGAGCCUCUGGAUCGACACAAAAACAUUUUGCAAUGGACUUCCUUUUCAUAUGGUUUUUGACAAAGAGCUCAAAGUGAAGCAAGCUGGGGUGAGCAUUCAAAAAAUUGUACCUGGCCUUCAGACCAUGGGCAUCAGCUUGGAUCAGUACUUCAGGAUCGUUCACCCAGAAGUUCCCUUCACCAUCUCCAGCAUUCAGAAAUUCAUCAACAGCCAGUUUGUUUUCCAGACUAGAAGAGAGAUGAUGCCUGAGUCAUGGAGAGAGCGGCCAAUGCUGGAGCUAAGAGGGCAGAUGAUGUGGAUGGAGUCCCUGCAGUGCAUGCUGUACCUGUGCUCGCCUCUGCUGCGCUCCCUGCACGAGCUGGAGGAGCGGCAGAUGCACAUCGCCGACAUCGCCCCGCACGACGUCACCAGGGACCUCAUCCUGCUCAACCAGCAGCGCCUGGCAGAGAUGGAGCUCUCCAACCAGCUGGAGAGGAAGAAGGAGGAGCUGCGGGUCCUGUCCAAGCACCUGGAGGAGGAGAAGAAGAAGACCGAGGCUCUGCUCUACGCCAUGCUCCCCCAGCACGUGGCCAACCAGCUGAAAGAGGGGAAGCGAGUUGAGGCAGGAGAGUUCAAGGAGUGCACCAUCCUCUUCAGUGAUGUGGUGACCUUCACCAACAUUUGUGCCCAGUGUGAGCCUAUUCAGAUAGUUCUCAUGUUAAAUUCAAUGUACCUGAGAUUUGACAGACUCACCACAGUGCAUGAUGUGUACAAGGUGGAGACGAUUGGAGAUGCCUACAUGGUGGUGGGUGGGGUCCCUGUGCCUGUGCCCACUCACGCAGAGCGAGUUGCUAAUUUUGCCUUGGGCAUGAUCAUGGCAGCCAAAGGAGUACAGAACCCAGUUUCUGGAAACCCUAUCCAAAUUCGAGUUGGGAUCCACACAGGUCCUGUCUUGGCGGGGGUUGUUGGAGAGAAGAUGCCUCGGUACUGCCUGUUUGGGGACACGGUGAACAUCGCCUCCCGCAUGGAGAGCCACGGCGUCCCCAGCAGGAUCCACCUCAGCUCCAGUGCCUACCAGUGCCUAAAAUAUAAGAAUUUUGAGAUUACUGAAAGAGGAGAAAUAGAAGUAAAAGGCAAGGGGAAAAUGCACACAUACUUCCUCAUUAGAAAUAAGUCUGCAACGGAGAAUGAGAUUAUGGGAAAGCCAAUGAAAGAUUUAGAUUCUGGCCAUGAAUCUGUUCAGUCCUUUCCAGAAGGCAAGAUUGAAACCAUACCAAGUUCUCAUCAGCCAGCUACUCAGACUCAGCAAAAGAAGGACCAGACCCCAGCUAUUGCAAUGAAGUAUGUUGAUGGUCCCACAGAUGCACAAAACAGCCUCAAAAGAAGAAAUCAGAUGAAAGCUGGAGAUUUAACAGACCAAACUUGUGAUUCCAAAAGCGAUGGGAGUCCCCAUGGCAACCAGCAUGCAGAUGAGGGUCCUCGUCCUCCAAACCAGGGAAGAGUCAAACCUGCUGCUGAACAGCCACAGAACAGAAAUGUUCGCUCUAAUUUUUGCACUUUACUCUAAGUUUCUU
Molecule: messenger RNA, 4245 nt
Organism: Prinia subflava (tawny-flanked prinia)
Lineage: Eukaryota; Metazoa; Chordata; Aves; Passeriformes; Cisticolidae
Product: guanylate cyclase soluble subunit beta-2-like
Exons: 17
Coding region: 1518-4238 (906 amino acids)
Biological process (GO): response to oxygen levels; cGMP biosynthetic process
Cellular component (GO): guanylate cyclase complex, soluble
Molecular function (GO): heme binding; guanylate cyclase activity
Source: RefSeq, a predicted model, not a curated record